Bactrocera latifrons is the source of this 17267-nucleotide messenger RNA. Its product is annotated as midasin. Gene Ontology annotation, biological process: rRNA processing; ribosomal large subunit assembly. The coding region runs from base 167 to 17125 and encodes 5652 amino acids. Gene Ontology annotation, cellular component: preribosome, large subunit precursor; nucleus. Gene Ontology annotation, molecular function: ATP binding; ATP hydrolysis activity. The record is from RefSeq and is a predicted model, not a curated record. The transcript has 14 exons. Lineage: Eukaryota; Metazoa; Arthropoda; Insecta; Diptera; Tephritidae.
UUGGCUGUGAGCGGUGUGAAUUAAAGUGCGUGGUUUAAAUUAUUGUUAUUUCACUAAAAUAAUUCCAAUUUUUUUUACAAAUUGUGCAUAAAAGUGUGCAAAAGUGCCUUAGAAAGUAAAAUCAACAAACAUUAGUGUGAAUACAUUGAAGUACAAAGAUUUUUCAAUGGAUUUAUCUGUAAACAAAAUUCGGCGCUCCAUAGCACAGUUGCGCGAAUAUUUGCCGUCGACGCAGCAAUCAGCUGAUGACGACAGAGCGCUGCUCAGGUUUUUAAAUACAAAAGAUCCCGGUGAAAAAGAUGUGGAGGCACUAUUCAAUUAUUUAAGUGACCAUAUAUUGGAACCACGUUGGACUGCAGCUAUUGCUACUUCGUUUGAAAACGUUCUAUUGUUGUUAAUCACACGCAGCAUACCAUACGAUGAACACAUCGACGAAAGCAACUACGAGACAUAUCAGAAAAAAUGUAUUGCGCUGGCCACCAUGAUUCGCCUAUCCGUUGACACAAAUCGCUAUGCCAUCAGUUACUUCCGAAACAAACCCGCACCCUUCCAAUGCCCACAACUGACCGAUGGAACUUCGUCCACAAAACGCUCCAAGAAUAGUACUAAAUUAACUUCAGUUGACAUCGUGAAAUGUUGCUAUCAUUUGUUGUGUGCGAAUCCAGUAUUUUUCAAAGAUCUAUGGAAUUGGUCUGUUUUUCUUGAACAGUUCGUUGACUCAAAGCAAAGUGAUUUGUACCAAGUGUAUUGCAACCAAAUUAUUGCAGUACUGACAAAUAUGAGUGCCUCACAGCUACAAACUAUGAAUGCGCAACUCUCUCCGGCUGCGAUUUUGCAAUUUGACGAAGAACAAAAUUUAAGGCCCACUACGAAAUCCAGUAGUUUUUUUUUAGACUCCAAACCGGAUAAGACAAUUACACUGAAAAUAAAUUCGCAUUUAGUCGCAGGCAUGGAGGGUGUGCUUUUGCCCAUUUUCAAUAAAGACAACUAUGAGUUUUAUUCAACUAAUGACGGUCUGCACGAUACCAUCGUGAAAGUUGAUUCGACUAAAGUUAAUUUACGAAGCAUUGCGUUGGGCAUUGCUUCGGCAAAAGCUAUAUGUCUCUCUGGUCCAGUAGGCUGUGGAAAGACUACACUUGUCGAAUAUUUGGCGCGCAAAACGGGACGCACUUGCCCGAAACCUAGUGAAAUCGAGCAGAGAAAACUUAGAGAUUCUGAAAAUCAACAUAUAAAUAACGGCGGUAUUACAAACGGAAGCGAUAAAGUGCCUGUCGGAAAUAAAAGGAAACAUGAUACUGACGUUUUGAAUGACUUUGAGCAAAGUCUUGACGCCAACGGUAUUAACUCGAACGGUUUCCUACGCAUACAACUAGGCGAUCAAACCGAUAGCAAAAUGCUUUUAGGUCAAUAUCGCUGCACUGACGUUCCCGGUGAGUUCGUUUGGCUGCCCGGUGUUCUAACACAGGCCGUUAUGAAUGGGUAUUGGCUGCUUUUGGAAGACUUAGACUCGGCAACACAAGACACUUACACGAUUUUGAGUAGUCUACUGGAAAAUAAUUACUUGAGCGUGCCUGGUUUCCGUGAUUGCGUCAAAGUCGAACCCGGCUUCCAGUUAUUUGUAACCGUACGUACGAACAAAUCUUCGACAACCGCCGGACAGAAGUCACUCUUUGCACUCUUGGAAAAAUAUCUAUACACAAUAAAUAUUCUGCCACUUUCACGUAAUGAACUCUGCAAAGUGGUUAGCACGAAUUAUCCCAAACUAGCGACAGUAGCUAAUCGCAUAGUCGAUGUGUUUCUUACGUUCUCCAGUGGUAAUCACGCAGCAGCCGAUAAUUUGCGCCAACAAGAAUCUGGUGACAAAGCCGACACCACCGAAAAGUAUAUUGCUUUGCCAUUUGAGCAAGUAUCACUCUCAGAUAUUCCAAACUCCGGCCGUUCGGUGUCCACUCGCGAUCUCAUCAAGCUAUGCCAGCGUUCGAACCCUGUAUUUUCUGUGACUAGCAUGGAAUGUGCUUACUUCGUCUUCCAAAAUGCUGUCGAUGUUUUCUGCUCUUAUCUGCCGCAGGGCCAAGAAAAGACGAAACUUAUCGUCAGCAUCGGCGCCAAAUUGGGUAUUAUUCAGUCGCGUUGUGAAUAUUUUGCAAACGAUUACAAACCUGAGGUGUUCGUGAAUAGCAAUAGAAUAAAGGUUGGUCGCACUGAGCUACAUGCGAGACCACUGGCAGAAUCAUUUGGAGGCGAUAUGGACGAAUUCGAAGAAGAAACGAACGGUGAGGGACCACUGGCAAUUAAGCGACAAAAGUUGAACGACGACGACGACGACGAAAAUCCACUCACUACUAUAAAGCGCACGCUACAAGCGUCAAAGAAUGCCACAUUCUCUUUUACCAGAAUGGCAUCGUGUAUUUUGGAGCGCAUCGCCGUUUGCGUUUCGCAUGCCGAACCUGUACUGCUCGUCGGCGAAACCGGUGUGGGUAAGACAUCCUCCGUGCAGUAUUUGGCCCAGCGUACGUACCACAAACUGGUUGUGGUCAAUAUGAAUAAUCAAUCGGACGUAUCCGAUCUCAUUGGCGGCUUCAAACCGGUCGAUCUAACAUAUGUCAUGACGCCUCUACGCUGUGAGUUCGAGACACUCUUUCGUACCACUUUCAAUGUUGACAAAAAUCAAAUAUUCCUACACAAAAUGGAGAUCUGCUAUAACCAGGGCAAUCACUUGGUUAUAGUUAAACUAAUGUUAACAAUUAUCAAUUCAGUAUUCGGCAAGGCUGAACGCAAUGAGCUGCGACCAAAGGAUAUCGAGAGUCUGCCGCGUUGGCAGAGACUAAAAGUGAACGUGCUCAAAUUGCAUACGCAACUGAGUAAGUCAAUAAACAUUUCGUUUGCUUUCAUACCGGGUUCGCUGGUGAAUUGCAUUAAAAACGGCGAUUGGAUAUUGUUGGACGAAAUAAAUUUGGCCUCAGCAGAGAUGCUUGAGUGUCUGUCGACCAUUUUGGAGCCCGAUGGUUCGGUGGUGCUGCUGGAGCGUGGUGACUUUACGCCGGUAAAGCGACAUCCCGAUUUUCGCAUAUUCGCUUGCAUGAAUCCCAACACCGAUGUCGGCAAGAAGGAUCUACCAGUGGGCAUACGCAAUCGUUUCACAGAAUUUUUCGUCGAUGAACUGACUACAGAUGUCGAUCUAACUUUACUCAUAAGCGACUAUUUGAAAACCACUGGCAUACAACGUAAGAGUGUGGCAAGCUUGGUGCAAUUAUACAAGAAACUGAAGUUGUUGUCGAAGCUCGAGUUGAAUGAUGGUCUUGGCAACCGGCCAGUGUUUUCCUUGCGUACUCUGUGUCGCUCGCUGCGCAUCUGUGCGAAAAACUUGUGCGGCUCUGUGGAACGUAAUCUCUACGAGAGCUUUUGCAUGAGCUUCCUUACACAGUUAGACCCAGUCUCACACAAUGUGGUCUUGCACCUGAUACAACAAGCGCUCUUGAGCAACGUCAAAGCUGUAUUAAAUCAAAGCAUACCGAAACCGGGUGAAAAUUAUCUGAAUUUUGAAGGCUACUGGAUACAGCAAGGUCCCAAAGAGCCGGAGGAGUACAACAGUUACAUUUUGACAAAAAGCGUUAAGGAGAACUUGCGUGAUUUGGCGCGUAUCAUAUCGAUUGGUAAACUCCCGGUGCUGUUGCAGGGUCCUACGAGUGCGGGUAAAACCAGUUUGAUCGAUUACGUGGCAAGGCGAAGCGGUAACCACUGCCUGCGUAUCAACAAUCAUGAGCACACAGAUCUGCAGGAAUAUAUUGGCACAUAUGUCGCUGACGCUACAGGUAAAUUGAGCUUCAAGGAGGGUGUGCUGGUGCAGGCCAUGCGUAAUGGGUAUUGGAUCAUAUUGGACGAGCUGAACUUGGCUUCCACCGAUAUUUUGGAAGCUUUGAAUCGUGUGCUGGACGACAAUCGAGAACUCUUCAUACCCGAAACGCAGACAUUGGUCAAGGCGCAUCCAAACUUCAUGCUGUUCGCCACACAGAACCCGCCCGGCUUGUAUGGUGGUCGUAAAACUUUGUCACGCGCUUUCAAAAAUCGUUUUAUCGAACUACACUUCUCGGAUAUACCACGCGAAGAGCUGGAGAUUAUUUUGGAGAAACGCUGCUUAAUACCACCAUCGUAUGCCAAAAAGAUGGUAAUGUGCAUGUCCGACCUGCAGAAGAAUCGCAAGACCACGACUAAAAAUGUAUUCACUCUGCGUGAUCUCUUCCGCUGGGGCAACCGUUAUACAUUUGCUGACAAGCAGCUACUGCAGGAUACACAGUAUGACUGGAACCAGCACCUCGUUGAGGAGGGUUACUUAGUGCUGUCCGCCAAAGUGCGUACUGACAUCGAAAUCGAAAUUAUCGAGGAGACUUUGUACAAAAACUUCCGCAAGCGCGUCGAUCUUUCUCGUCUCUUCGACGCACAAUCCAGUGCGGAGACAUGCUCGGCAGUGACGCGCAAUAUUAUUGACUCAAUAAGAGCGUAUAAGCUGCGUGCUGAUAUUGUUUGGACACGCAAUAUGACUCGUAUGGCUGUACUGACGGCCAAAGCGCUGCAGUUCAACGAACCCGUGCUGCUUGUCGGCCCCACCGGCUGUGGAAAAACCACCGUGUGUCAGCUGCUGGCCAGCAUAUGUGGCGUACAAUUGCGCAUACUCAAUUGUCACAUGCACACCGAGGGUGCUGAUUUCUUGGGCGGCUUGAGACCAUGUCGCGAAUCGAAUGACGAUAGUAACACUGCUAAGAAGCUCUUUGAGUGGGCUGAUGGACCCCUGAUUCUGUCUAUGCAAGAGGGCUCUUACUUCAUGGCUGAUGAGAUCUCUUUGGCUGAGGACUCAGUGCUGGAACGUUUGAAUUGCAUACUGGAACCUGAACGCACAGUGCUACUAGCCGAGAAGGGCGGAGUUGGAGAGUCGGAUAAUCCAGCGGAAAUAGUCAAAGAUUUUGUUGUACAGGCGAAAGCGGGUUUCCAGUUUCUGGCCACCAUGAAUCCCGGUGGUGAUUUCGGCAAAAAGGAGCUUUCGCCUGCGUUGCGCAAUCGUUUCACCGAAAUCUGGUGCUUGCCUUCUGACACCAAAGAGGAUCUGAUACAAAUUGCCAGCAACUGCAUGCUGGAGAGCGCACAAAUGGCAUCGAACACAAGCAAAGAAGAGAUUACGAAAAUUGCCAGCUACCUUGUGGAAGUAGUGUUGUACAUGCGUGACGUUAUUGAGAAAUUUAGAUACUCUAUACGUGACAUAUUGGCCUGGGCAAACUAUAUUGCCAGCAAUGCACAUUUAACAUUUGCGGAGAAAGCCAUUUUUGGUUUAGAAACAAUUUUCCUAGAUGCAUUGGAACUCUUGCCGCACGAGUCCUUGGCGAAGGUUGAGUUACUCCGGAGACAGAUUGUGGAAUUUGCCAUUAAAGAGGCUGCGCUCAUUUUAAACGAAAGAUUCACCUUCGACGAUUUGACAGAAAAACGCGGCACGGAAGUAGUGCACUCCUUCGAAAAAUUCGGUAUCAAGCCUUUCUUUAUAUCCACCAACAGCGACUCCAAUAUCGGCGCAAGCAAGAACUUUUUAUUCGAAGCGCCCACUACCAAGCAAAACCUAUUUCGUUUGCUCUCGGCGCUUUCCUUGCGAAAACCGAUUCUGCUGGAGGGGCCCCCAGGCGUUGGCAAGACUUCCACUGUGGAGAGCAUAGCUGCCGCGAUUGGCUAUCGCAUUGUGCGUAUAAAUCUCUGCGAGCACACAGAUUUGGCUGACCUAUUUGGCACGGAUCUGCCAGCCGAAGACAAUAUCCUGGACGCAGCUGUAAUAGAAGGCAGUGCAGAAGACAAAGCUGGGUUUGCAGGUGCGUUCGUAUGGCGCGACGGUCCAUUAUUGGCCGCUUUGAAGGCCGAUAACACCUGGAUUUUGCUGGAUGAACUGAACUUGGCGCCACAAUCGGUGCUGGAGGGUCUCAAUGCAAUACUCGAUCAUCGUGGUGAGGUUUACAUACCCGAAUUGAAUAAAACAUUUACACUGAAUAAACAGACGCGCGUUUUCGCCUGCCAGAAUCCACUCAAACAAGGCGGUGGCCGCAAAGGUUUGCCACAAUCUUUUCUAAAUCGUUUCAACAAAGUCUACCUACGCAAACUCACAACGCAAGAUCUGCUCUUCGUUGUAAAUGGUAAAUACGAAGCAUAUUUCGAGAAACUUCGUGCGCGCUUCGUCAAACUGCUCACCAACUGUGACGUCGGCGGCGAAGCCAAUCUAUUUGACUUAUACCAAACAAUAUCGAAGGGUGUGCCUUUUGAUGAGUCUUCUAAUGGAGUAGGCGACACCGCACCCGGCAUCGCAUUAGAUGUGACCAAUAGACUUGUAAAGUUCUCCGAAACACUCGAUACCGGCAUAGGGGCCUUGGAGUUCGGUUACCGCGGUGGCCCUUUCGAAAUAAACCUACGCGACGUUCUUCGUUGGUGCGAUUUGCUGGUGCAUCCAGAGACGGAAUUCAUUUUCCAAGCCGAUAGCUGUUCAGCAGCCACCACUCCUUUGGAUCUGUUUCGCAAGAAUUUCGAAAACUUUCUGUUAACAUUGUAUGAGCGCAUGAAGUUGGUUUACUACCAGCGCAUGCGCUGUGACGAGGACAAACGUUUCAUACGCAAUGCAUUCGCCGAAGUAUUCGCUUGUGAUGCCGAUCAACUUAACAGCAUAUCCGAGGAUGUCUCACUCUAUUGGACAUCUGAGAAAAUCUAUUUGAAUGACAUUGUGAUAGAUCGCAGUGGUGAUGGGCAGGCGCUGCGCUCGUUGCGUGGUAAAGAUUUAUGUCCGAUUGUGCUGAACUCUCAGCGCGAGAUAUUGAAAAAUAUGGUGGAGUGUGUGCGAAUGGGUAAGCCGGUACUGCUAUGCGGACCGACCGACACCGGCAAGACGAAGUUAAUUGAUCUGUUGUGCACGCUCUCGAAUCAGGUGUGCAAUACGGACACAAUAGACGACUCUGUGACGGGCAGUUUCCAACAGAUUGAUUUGAACAGACAUUUAGAGGAGAUAUCGCAAAGUGUGGAGGCCGUGCUUGCCUCGCAGCUGCGUACCAUGAUACUUGAACGUAAAUCAAAUGCUUACAAAACCGCUGCCGAGUUGCUACAUAUUUGGAGUGCAUAUUCGAAGGAAUCCAAUGCUAAACUUGCCAACAACAAUGCCACAUCUAUGGCGGAUGAACUGGCGAGUUUCCGCAAACGCAUACAACGCCUAAAUAAAGCCAUCACUGCUCUGUUGGAACUCUCAAAUAAUGGCAGCACAGAAAAUCGUUCGCCAUCUUACAAAGACACUCUAUUUCAACAGCAAAAUCGGCUUAACACCCUGGAAAAUCAUGUGCGCAACGCUGACACACUCAACACGGGUGGCUCCUUCGAGUGGGUUGACUCCAAAAUCGUUAAAUCGCUCAAAUUCGGUCAAUACAUUUUGUUGGAGCAUGUAAAUUUGUGCUCCUCCGCAGUUUUAGAUCGUCUCAAUCCGGUAUUCGAGCCGAACGGUAACCUCUUAAUAUCGGAGAAAGGUGUGUCGGCAAAUGAAGGCGCUGAAAUUGUUGAGAAAGCGCCGAACUUCCGUGCCUUCCUCACAAUCGAUCCCAAAAACGGUGAAUUGUCACGUGCGAUGCGCAACCGCUGUGUGGAGCUAGCAAUAGCGAAGGACACCUAUAGCACGGACGACAUGCGCUUGAUUGUCUACAAGAACGGAGUACGCGGCAUGGUGGCGAUUAACUGCAUACUCGACAUUCACAAACGCUUAAUGCAAUCGACGCCAAUCAACAACUACAACAUCACGCAUCUCACACAGUUUGCAUUCCUCACCGCCUCUUAUGCGCGUAUUGGCUACGAUAUGGAGCGUGCCAUCUAUGUGAGUGGCAUGGAAGUGUAUGUGUAUUCUGCAAAUACCGAUCUCAUGGGCUACGGUCUGGCGUAUUAUCAGAAUCAGUUGCGCGAGAUUGUUUUGGACGAAACCAAGAAAUUCGGUUUGCUUGCGCCGGCAGCGGUUGUGGACGAAGAGAUUUUACGCGACAUUGUGCUGCCUGCCGAUGAGCUACAUGCACUCUCCUUGAUCAAACUCCAAACUGAGCCGCUGCGUAGUCUGCUCCGUUACGAUGAACGUGCCCAAACGGCACUCGCAGAUGUCUUUGCUGAGUUCGCCAAGCUAGACUUGAUCACAGUGGAUCGCCAGCAAAUUAUAAGGUUCUGCAUCUAUAUGCUAUAUGAAUGCAGCACUGUAAACGAUGUGGAGUUGCGUUAUUUGUAUUUGGAGAAGGUGCUAAGCGCACACCCAGCUUUGAAUAGUUUAUCGAAGUCUCUCUAUGGCUGCAUAAAGCAUUUCAGCGCGCACUUCGAGUCCACCCUAAAUGAGCUGCCAUGGAAUAACAAACUAUUUUCGCGCAUACGUGCCUACGCCAGCCAACCAGCGGACGUGAUAAAUCACAAGAGUUUCUGCUUGAGCGCACAACUGGUCGCCAAUCUGCUGCUGCUGUCUGUGCCGCAGUCCCACACAGUAAACAUCGGUGAGGCAGAUGCGCUCAGCUAUUCACAAAUUGUUGCCGUGGACCCAGUGGCCGAUCGUUACGAAAAUGUGCUGCUACAGAAUCUCUCUCAUUUCAUUACGAGCCUGCGCGAAGUGCUAAGUGCAUCGUUAGACUACGCGCACAUCGAUGUGGAGACGUUCUCCGCACUGGUAACAGCAUAUUUAUGGUAUAACCGCUUUCUGAGCAUAACUCAGGAAAAAUUGGUAGUGAAGAAGGAACUGAACAGGCGUCUUUUGGAUAGGUUGGUGUUGCAUUUUAAGUGGCUGGAGAAGAAUUUGCUCCAAUUGCUCACCAAGAUGCUGCCAAACUACUGCCAAUUAAAUGCGGAUUACAACAACAGCCUGCAGCAAAUAAGUAACUAUAUAGUCAGCAUUAAACAGCCGCUCAAUUUGAUGCGUAAGAUCUACAACAAACACCUCACAUAUUUCCCGCCGUUCUAUCAAGAAGAACAGAUCCAAUUCCACAAGUUGGUUAGAGUUUUGGACCAAUUGCUGAUUGUGGUGCCCUCCUAUGGCAGUUAUACAACAGAACUCGUGCUAAAGAAGUUUCUGGCGCAGAACUCCGUCAGUGCCAGACGCUCACGUGCCAUUGUAAACAAAUGCUUGGAGCACCGCGCCAAUGCCAACGUGAAGCAGAUUAAUUUACAACCAUCGCAGGGCGCCCAAAUACCCGAGACGCUGAAGUCCGCUUUGCUGGAGUUCAUAAAAAACACAAAUGAAAGCAGCGACUGGACCUAUGAAGGUUUAGAUGAACUCCAAGCCGCAAUCGAUGCGCUUCAAAGUGAGAUUCAAUCAAUGGAAGAGCUGGAGGUGGCGCGUCAACCGAAGGAAUUCGAGCUUCGCUUGCUCUCGCUACGUGAGUUUUAUCUGACGAAAGCGUUAUGUGGUUUCGGCAGUAGCAGCACAGCAUCCUACAUGCAAGUCAGUGAGUUUUACUGCGAGGAAAUACCUUCGCUAAGUAGCACCACAUGGCAUUUAAUAAAGGUAUACAACUCGGGCAUCUAUAAGCAUUUCGAGAAAGUGUGGAGGCAGCUACUGUCACAUUUGUCGUCUGUAACUAGUGUCGAGGAAUUCCAACAGCUUUUGUCAUACUUAAAUGGCGGUUACAAAAUCUUAAAUUCCUACCACGCCCACCUGCGUAAUGCGGCGAACAACAUGCAGCUAAUGAACCUAGCCAUACGCGAGACCUCGACCAAUGUGCUGCGUGCUGCGGAGGAUAUUGACUGUACCUACUCAUAUGAUGGCUGCAGCUUCCUGAAUGUGUUCCUCUCGCUAGUGUUCCAGGAGAACGGUACCCUGCGUCCAGUGCCACUCAACGAAAUGAGCGAAUGGCAGGCCACAUUGAAGCAGUUGCAGCAACUACUCUGGCAAAAUACCGAUAUGCUGACAACACAAAAUAAUAUUUCCCAAAACAAUUUGCUCUUGGCCCAGGACAGCGCGCGGAAGCUGCUACACGAGGUGGCAUACGUAAAGAAAUUGUGUGAGAGCUUGGAAAAUGAGAACUUCAGCGAAUACAACGAGAGCUUCCAGAAAUUGGUGCAGUCGCUUCAUGCUGUACACGACGCAAGUUUGACUAUCAAACGUGCCGAUAACGCUCCACAACAACAAAAUAUGUUUCUUUAUCAGUCCAUCCAAUAUAGCGCGUCAGUGCUGAGCAGUCUCGUGGGUGCGGUCGAACUCUGUUUACUGACAUUCACGCCUCUCAUCGAUCCGGUCGAAAAGAAUCGACUGAAGAAUAUGUAUGUGGUGGAGGAUAUAAAUUGUUUAACCACCAUGACAACGGUGUAUGAUUUUAUGCGCAUUGUCAUGAAAUAUCAGCACUUCGGCGGUGAAAUUUACGACGCUUUCGAGGAGCGCCUGAAGUUGCUGCAAGCGAAACAGCAAAAAUUCGCGCAAAAGUUAGCUUUGCGUCCGUCGGAGUGCCUCUACAGCAAGCUUGUCGAUGACAUAGCGCACUAUCUCAAAACAAACUGCGCACCGCAAGCACUUCUGGGUCUCAUACAGAGCGCCCAGAAAUCGUGGACGCAGCUCACAAUCGAUUUCAAUACAAAUUCAGCGGCGCAAAUACUCGGCAACAGCACGGAAGUACUGAACAGACUCAAUUUGUGGAUCAUCAACUCCCAGCGCUUCCUCAAUCAUACUUUGAAAGCGUACAUGGAUCACUAUCAGGAUUUCAUACAGCCGCUGCAGUAUUCUAUUGACCACUUGCGCUUCGGUUUUGAGGGUCUAAAAGUUGUGCUAACUCAAGCGAGCAGCAACAUUUCGCAAUUGGAGGGCGCGAGGGUGUAUACGAAUUUGAACGCCAACGAUCGCCUCUCACACGCCUUGGCCAAUAUUGCCGAGUUCCCGGCUGCGCACCAGCUAAUGGAAGGCGAAGCAAAGACGUCAACUCGUGCUUUACUCAAGCAACGAUCGUUCAUAAAUAGCCUGAUUAAACAGCUGCCACAUAGCGAGCACAGCUACUUCGGCUUACUCAAAGCCAAGCUCGUCGAAUUGCAUAACACCAUUGCGAUUUCAGCGCACAUCAACGAAGCGAUCUUCAGCGAACUGGAUUAUAUUUUUAAUGUGUCGAAUCAAAUAUGGCAGGCGGAAGAGGAGCGCAGACGCGCACUAAAGGCAGAGGAGGAGAGCCUCUAUGUGAAUAAGACGAAAUGCAUCGAAGAAGACGAGGAACUGCUCGAGCUACAAGAGAUCGAAUCACAUUUCCCCACGAAUGUGGAAGAGGACUAUGGCGAUUUUCUGAUCGAAGCCACUUUAGAGAAGGUUGUGAAACUGGACAAGAAAUCGAACUUGAAGUCGCAAAAGACGCAAGUGAUUCGCGACGGAGACUACUCAUUCUUGGCGACACAUUUCAUUGAACUCAUGGAAAACUACACGCGCGUCUACUACCAUAAACGCACAGCUGCUGGCGCUGCACAGCAAUUGGACUUCGUGGAACCCUUCCAGGCACGCAUGCAAGCAUUUGUGCCGUUAUAUGCGCAUUACAAGCGCGGCUUAAACGACUGGAUGACUGAGGCCGCGUACAACAGCUGUAUUUUCGCAUUAGCGCUGCAACAACAGCAACUUACCAGUACAGAUGCCGCGCCACUGCUGGCCAGAACUACGCGCAGCUACAAUUACUAUAAGGAUGCCAAUAUACCAGAAAUAAUAGGCUGUAUGGAUCUGCUGAAGGACAUUGAGGCGCUCGCGGACGCGCAGCUCGCCUUGUAUCCAGAGCAUGCCAGCUUGAUAGACAUCAAGCGCGUGAUCGAGAGAAUACGUACGCUGCCCGCUACGGCGCCAGUUGUGCGUUUUAACACGGGCUUCCAGCUGUUGCGCCAGAAGCUCGCACAGUGGAACGAGGUGGCCCACAAGGGCAAUCACAUGCGCCAAGAAGAGGUCGCCGUGGCGGAAUAUGUACAGCGUUGGAUGAAGAUCGAGCUGCAAUGCUGGCGUAAUUGUCUCAACGAAACGAAGGAAAAGAUCGAGUCGAAUGCCCACAAGUACUGGUUCUUCAUCUAUCAGCUGCUGCAGGAGUAUUUGCGCGAACGUGAGCUGAACAGUUCUUAUACCGACAUUAGAAAUGCCGAAAAGCGUUUUGGCGAUGGCGAGGUGCUGGACGAGUCCGAGGUGGAGCGAAAGUCCAAAGUCAAUGUCAACGAUAUUGUGCACAUACUGCGGCAGUUCGUCGAGGCGGCCAAUUAUGGUGACUUCCACGUGCGCUUACAACUCUUACAAGCAUUCGAACUGUAUUUACACAACGUUGAGAAUUUGUCAGUCGACAGCAGCGGCACGGUUGCCGAAGAUUGUCGGGCACUGAUUGCCGGUUUGCACAAUCUACAAAUCUAUUUUGCGCAGUUCGCGCAGGAGAUCGAGGAGACUGCGCACAGUAUGCGCACGCCUAUCGAGAAGAAGCUGAAGGAGCUGGUUAAGAUCGAAAGCUAUAACAAGGACUUGUCAUACUUCAGCAUGCGUAACAAUGUGGCACGUGUGCAUCGCAAUCUCAAUAAGUUCCUCAAGGAAUACCAACAACAAUUGCAGCAAAAGAUUACACCGGUCUUCCAGCCAAAGGAUGCCACAGUAAAGGAUUACAACUUCGAAAAUGAUAAGGGACGAGAACUGCGCUACGAUACUCGUAUUAAAUAUUACUUGGUGGAAGUUAAGAAUUUCGUAGCAGCACAAAAGCUCGCCGAUAAAUAUGCUGUGAGCGAAGAGAGCGCUGGCAACGACCUAGUGACCGAAGAACAUUCCGAGCAACUGCUUUUAAAUAAAGUUGGACGUCUCUUCAAGACAUCGCGCAAUGUCGUCAAGGAAACUGUAAGCAACGCAAACUUCUCUAAACUUAUAAUUGCAUUGGAUAGCGUGCUCUGUGUGCAGCUGGAACGAUGUGAUGAGUUGCGUGCGCUUAGCGUGGACCGCUCGAAAGAGCGUCCAAAACAGCUGCUGGAAGCCAAGCAAAUAUUGCAACAAAAGCGCAAAGGACUAACCGAUCUAUUUAAGACGUUGGCGCAACUCGGCCUAAGCUUCAAAGCCGGUCUAAUGGAGCUGUCCUUGCGCACAGACUUCACCGAGUUCACACUGCCGCCGUUCUGCAUCAAAACCAUGCUCGGCGCACGCACCGAUAAGCGCUUACACACCAACGUGCUGCACUUGAACGAGAACCUCGAUCGUUACUACGCGAAAUGUGAGUUCAAGCUGCGGCUACUGCAAAACAUUAUGCUGGCACCACCGUCCGAGCUAGGCCCACCCAACAUUGAGCGCAUCAAAGGCUUUGCCGUCGACAUGUUUCUGCUAGUGCAAAGCCAGAGGCGUCAACUCGCAAACACCAGCAAGCAAAUUUAUAACCUGGAUGUGCUGAUGCAGCACAUUCAAGAGAUCUACGACGUCUGUUGCAUUGGUGAUUCGGCGAAGGCCGUGGAUGGUCUGGCAUUCAGUGCCGCUCGCGAUAAUUACCUGGCGUUGCGUGAGUCUAUAUCUCGCAUGCGCUACGUGAUGGAGCAGUUCCUCCUGCUUUUGGCAUGUGCGCCGUCGACCGCCGCCGUUGAGCACUCUGUGCUAACGAAAAGUGAAAAUCACUUGUUGCAGAGCUCUCCUUUCUACACAACAAUCACGGGCAACUGUCAUGAGGUGCUCAAAACUGCAAAGUUCACACUUGCCGAUAUGCUCAGCCAUGACAAGGAGUUCCCGAACAUAGAGAAAGUAGCAGCCUACCAGGCUACGCAUGAGAAACUGUGCCACAUACUACAGCAACUUGUGAACAGUUUGAGAACAGUCUCAGGUGAACCACUGCCUGUUGCAAAACCGAUCGUGGAGCUGCUUGCUUUCGUGGAUUCUUGCAACAAACGUUGCUAUACACCCGCGAACGACAAUGCGCUCACAGAUUUAGAAAAUUUAGACGCUGUACUGGAACAUAUACUACACGACGUACUGUUGUCCUUGCAAAAACUGUAUAAAAAAUACGCGCAGGUAACCGGCGAAGAGUCCGGGGAGUUGUCGUCGCCCAACAGAGGCCGCAAUGAGCUCGAGUUGCAAGAAAAGCACCUAAAGGAGCAGCUGCAUGCGGCGCUCGAGUCUGACUGGCAGGCAUUGAAUAUCACCAAUAUUGUCGAGCAACUGUCAAAUGUGUUGAUCACGUUGAAACACGCCACUCCGAGUCAGCCGAAAUUGGCUUGUGCUCGCAAACUCACCACACUUAUGCCAAUACUGGAGCAAUACUAUUUGUUGGCCGACUACUAUCUUUUCCAGCAGCUGGGUGCGCACAAGGUUUCGGCGAAGAUGCUUUCGGUCAUGCUGACGGUGUUUGUGGAGAUUGGCAGUAAAGGAUUCUGUGUGCCACCCGAUCUAAUGCAAGAUGAGGAGGGUCAAGCUAAGGACCAAAAAGAUGGGGAAGGCUUUGGUUUGGAAGACGGUACUGGAGAAAAAGACGCUUCAGACAAAAUUGAAUCGGAAGAUCAGCUGGACGAUGCAAAACGCCCAGAAGACCGCAAGGAAGAAGAAGGCAAACAGCCAGAGGACUGCAAACAAGACAAGAGCAUCGAUGUUAGUGAAGAUUUUGAUGCCAAUGCGCAAGAUUUGGAGAAGCCAGAAGACGACGAUAGUGGUGAGUCGGAGGCUGAUGAUGAGUUGGACAAAGAAAUGGGUGAGACUGGUGCGGAGGCUGAUAAGUUGGACGAACAAAUUUGGGGCGAUGACGAAGAGCAGAAAGAAGAGGAGGAUGAAGAGAACGAACUAGAAGAAGAUCAGGGAAAAGGUACAAAAGAUGAAAAGGACACUCACAACGAUCUGGAUACGAAGAACGAUGCUGCCAAUGAAAACGAUCAAGAAAAUGAGGGAUUAGAUGCAGCUAAUGAGACAACAAAUGAGAAACGCAAACAACAAGAAAAAGAUAUUGACAAUAUGAAGGAGCCUGAGGUGGAUGAAGAUCAAGCCAAUCCGUACCAUAAUGAAUUAGAAGAACCACCAGAGCCAGAAGAAAUGGAUUUAGGUGAUAUGAACAUGGAUAAUGAUAAGGAGGAGGGUGAUGACCAGCGAGAGCUUGAAGAAAACCCCUUCGAUAUUGAUACAAUGAAAGAAAAUAUGGAGAUAACAGAAGAACAGACCAAAGAAGAUGAUACUAAAGAAGAAAACGGAGAUGACAAUGAAAACAAAGCAGACGAUAGUGAUACAGAAGAUGACGAUGGCAACAUCGAACUACGCAAGGAAGAAAAAGGUGAAGAAGAAAAACAAGAAGAAGACGCGAACGAGGAAGAGAACACUGAGCCAGAGACACAGACACGUGGCGAAAAGGAGCCCGAGCAACAAGAAGAUGAAAAACAAGAAGAAAAUGAGAAAGAACGCGCCGAGAAGCCGGAAGAAUAUGAACAGUCCAAAGACAAAAUGAGUAAAGAGGACAAUGUGCAAUCAGUGCCAGAAACCGAAAAUGACGGCACUCCGGAUCAGGUGCAAAACGAAAAUGACCAAGAUGUGAAACAGGAUCAAAAAUUGGACGAACAAGAUACCGGUGAAGAGAAAGACGGUGUAGGACAGGCAGAAAAUGAUACUAAUGAAGGCGGCCACCAGGGCAUUGCUGAGACUAAAGAAAAAGUAGCACAGGACGAAAGCGCGAAGGAGCAGAAACCGCAAGAGAAACGUAAACAAGGCAAGACAGACGAAGAACGUACAUUAGGUGAAGCGGAGAAAAAUAAGCUGAAACAGUUGAAGACAAUAGAUAAAAUUAAAGAGCAACAACAUCAGCCGAAAGAGGACGAUCUGGAAGAGGACAAAGAAGCAGAUGCCGAAGAAUUCCAGCACGUAAAAGAUCCCAAGAACAGCGAUAAGACAACACUGGACAAUGCCACAGAAGAGCAAUCCAAGAAGAUUAAGCAUCAAGAAGACGAAGAGAAAGAGGAAGCUGCAAACGAAGAUGCGGAGAAUAAUGAGAUCCUAGAUGAGGAAGAAGAGACUGAUAAGCAGGACGAUAACGAGCAAAAUCUCGAGGAGAUGAGUGCGGAGAAGUUUGAUCAGAAAUCGGACAAACCAUCUAAGACCGAACGCAAUAAAGAAGCCAUGGAGGAUAAAUUAGAAAUGGAAGUCGAAGGCGAAGACGUGCCCACCAUGACGGUGCCACGAAAUGACGAUACAACGGCGCACUGCAAUAAGGAAAUACUACUGGAGCACCUAACACGCAGCGAGGAGUUGAGCACAGCUGAGUUGCUGGAAAUGCGCAGGACGUACCAAGAGCAGCUGACCGCUAAUAAAACAUCGCUACCAGUACAUGAGGAUUACGAGACUUGGCAAACAGUAUCGAAUCGUAUGGCACAGAACGCGCGCGAAUUGUGUGAGCAGCUGAGACUCAUUUUAGAGCCCACUAAAUGCACGCGUCUAAAGGGCGACUACCGCACGGGGCGACGCAUCAACAUGAAGAAAAUCAUUCCCUACAUUGCGUCACAGUUCCGCAAGGACAAAAUAUGGUUGCGACGCACGAAAGCCGCACAACGUGACUAUAAAAUUACCAUCGCCAUCGAUGACUCCAAGUCCAUGCACCAUAAUAAUUCCAAAACGCUCACACUCGAAGCAAUCUCACUGGUUUCGCAAGCACUAACAUUACUAGAGAGCGGUCGUUUGAGCAUUGUGUCCUUCGGCGAAUCACCACAAAUCAUACUCAACCAUACAGAGCAAUUCGAUGGUCCAAAGCUGGUGAAUGCGCUAAAUUUUGCACAGGAUAAGACGAAAAUUGCCGAAUUGCUCGAUUUCGUGCGUAUCGCAAACACAGAGGAGGCUGCACUGGGCACCGACAAUGGACUCUUCGAAAACCUGUUGCUUGUGCUGAGUGAUGGACGUAAUAUUUUCAGUGAAGGACGCGUCAAGGUGCGCAAUGCGAUAAAGUUGGCGCGUCUUCAGCGAAUUUUCUUGGUUUAUAUAAUAAUUGAUAAUCCGGAAAAUAAGGACUCCAUACUUGACAUACAAACUAUGGAAAUGCUUCCUGACAAACGCAUCAACAUCAAAUCUUACUUGGAGGACUUCCCAUUCCCGUAUUAUGUGAUCGUGCGCGACUUAAAUCAAUUGCCACUCGUGCUGAGCGAGGCUAUGCGUCAAUGGUUCGAAUUGGUGAACAGCGAAAUGUGAGUCUGUCAGCUCAGAAUUCGGCAAUUACAUUUGUUUAACGGUGUUUACGCAUUUCAUUUCGUUUUUGAGAAUAUGUUUAGUGAAUUAUAUAACUAUUAAGUUUAUGCGCAAAAACAAAAAAAAAAAAAAUAAAAAAAAAUGU